This is a messenger RNA of Ctenocephalides felis (cat flea), 1624 nucleotides long. It is a transcript of the gene Es2, whose product is annotated as splicing factor ESS-2 homolog. Gene Ontology annotation, cellular component: catalytic step 2 spliceosome. NCBI's taxonomy places the organism in Eukaryota, Metazoa, Arthropoda, Insecta, Siphonaptera, Pulicidae. The record is from RefSeq and is a predicted model, not a curated record.
UAUUUAUAUUAUUUUUUUCACUAGACACAAAAUAUUUUCCAUAACAGUUAAUAAUAUACAAUAUGUCAGAAAAAGCAAACGAUAAUAAACCUGGACAAGGUGCUUUGCAAGCAAUGGCAAAUUUAGAUAAAUCAGAGAUAGUUUUCAAAAAACCUUUAACAGCAAGUGUUAAAAAAAAUCCAAAAAGAAGAAAGAUUAAAGUUUUAGAUGAGGAUACCUAUAUAGAGGAAUUAGGUAAAAUAAUCCAACGGGACUUUUUUCCAGAUCUGGAAAAGCUUAAAGCUCAGAAUGAUUAUCUGGAAGCAAUUGAACGCAAUGAUGUUGUUAAAAUGAGAGAAUUGUAUGCAAAAUAUAGUUCAGGAAAACCUCUUUCAACACGAGUGGCAAGUCCAGCUACAUUUGAUACACAUACAAAACCAAAUGAAACUCCUAAUCCAUUAUCCAAUGAUGCAUAUAACAAUGAAUGUGAAGAUAAUUCUAUGAAUAAUGAUACGAAACCAAAACAAUCUUUAGAUGAAUAUCUAUGUACACACACAAGUGAAGAUAACAUGAGUUUUCAAGAUAUAAUGGAUGCAGCAGAAAUGAAAUUGCGUCAAAAAUUUAAUGUUUUAUAUGGCGUUGAAGAUAAGAAUCCCAAACUUCUGAGUGAUAUGUUAACAUUGCCUAGUUUUGAAGAACAACUGGCUUUGAGAGAUAAACCAAAAACAUUGCAUACUUGGACCUAUACAAAUAAAAAUUAUAUAAUGUAUGUGCCUGAUAGUGUUGAAUUAACAAAAGAGGAGAAAAUCGAAAUGGCCAAAUUGAAGCAGGAAAUUUCACAUUGUAACACAAGACUCAAUUGUAAUCCUUUUGAUGAACAACAAAGUAAAGAAACCAUCUCAGAAAUUGCAAAAAUGCAGAAACGUACUUUGGAUGGUCGCAUAGGAGUUGAUGGCAACACAUUAACAACUGGAACUAGGGCUGAUAUCAGAGGAUAUGGAUUUGUUGCAACACCUUCUCCAAAUCCAUCAGCAAUGGGUGAUAGCCCCCUAAUGACUUGGGGUGAAAUUGAAGGAACUCCUUUUCGACUUGAUGGAAGUGGAACACCAUUAAGAUCCAGUUCAGGCCCAGCUUUCAAAAUAGCUGAACAACCCAGAAGAGAGAAAAUUGCAAUGGCAUUAGCAGAAAAGGCGGGAGAAAGGCAUAGAGGUUUGAAGAAAAAAGCAAUGGAUGCUGCUAAAAGGCAAAUGACUAGCCCAUCUCCAAGACCUUCAUCUAGCCUCGAACGAUUGGCAUCUAUGUCACCAGCAGCUAGACGCUUGGUGACAGGAAAAUUGGUGUCAGGACCUUCAAGUAUUGGUAUAUCAACACCAUCACCAGUCUACAAAUCAUUUUCAACUCCAAAACAUAAAACAACACCCACUGUAAAUCUUAAAAUAAAAUCCACACCUGAUAGGAAAUCUACACCAAAAAUUAUUACUGCAGGGGCUAAUAACAAUCUCACAGACGAUUUAUUGAAGAUACCACCUGUCAGAAAAUCAGCAUCAGAUUUUUUUUAGAUUUAAAUUGAUCUGGGUUAUACUAAUAUUUAUAAAAUAAAGAGAAAAUCAUAUUCAUGUUAAUACUGUACAUAAUGUUCUAGAUU